AUGGCAACUCUCGAUCGCAAUGCCACAUCCAUUAUCGACCAGCUACAGAGCGCAACCGCACGCCAACGCAAGGUUAUACAACAAAUGCACGCCGAGCAAGCCAAGCUCCUCGCCGAUCUCGUCGAGGUGCGACGCGAGCGCGACGCUUUUCGUAACGAGGCAGCCGGCUUUCGCAGGGACCUAGCAGAGAUGCACAAUCGCUACGACGAAGUCGUGACCGAGUAUCUCGACAUCAAACGAGAGCGUCUACAGCUCCUUUGCUCAAGGAGCACCUCUGAGUCCAACGAUAAAUAUAAUGGUCACGCGGACAAUGGGACUCGAACUCCGGAUCGGGCCUCAGGGACGCUGAAGAGGCAAAGAAGUGGGACCAAGGUGAUUAUCCUAUCCCUGGCGUGGUGA
Coniophora puteana RWD-64-598 SS2 is the source of this 399-nucleotide messenger RNA. RefSeq lists its product as uncharacterized. The transcript has a single exon. Bases 1 to 399 code for a protein of 132 amino acids. The record is from RefSeq and is a predicted model, not a curated record. NCBI's taxonomy places the organism in Eukaryota, Fungi, Basidiomycota, Agaricomycetes, Boletales, Coniophoraceae.